This is a messenger RNA of Penicillium malachiteum, 1197 nucleotides long. Its product is annotated as SRR1 family protein. Lineage: Eukaryota; Fungi; Ascomycota; Eurotiomycetes; Eurotiales; Aspergillaceae. The record is from RefSeq and is a predicted model, not a curated record. The transcript has 3 exons. Bases 1 to 1197 code for a protein of 398 amino acids.
AUGGCUAACCAGGACGAGGAUGACAUACCCAUGCUUUUCGGGUCUACGUCUCGACAGUCAUGCACGACAUGGGCAUGUCAUUGGCCCACUUUAGCUGAGCCUAGGGAAAAGCUCAACGGAGGGGAAGUCAAGGCUCACAUUAAUGCCCUCUACGAAUCGGGUGUGCCAUUCUUCGCCAAAAAGGCAUUCCAGGAUGUGGUUGACCAGCUGGACAGUCAUCCCACUGCGGGAGAUGAGAUUAUCACCAAAGAUCUAACAGGUGCAUCUCUCAAAUGGAAAGUGAGACUCGGGCUGUCAAAGGAGCUUUGUGUCCGUGAUGACGAGAACAACUGGAAUGAGCAGGAAUUUACAUUUUCACAGUGCGCCUUGACAUACAAUCCCAAAGAGAGACUUAUUCGGGAUCUUGACCAUGAUAAGAUUGAUGUCCCUGAUUGGGCUUAUGCGCCAAUAAGCCUAAUUCAUAGCGUCGAUCGACCAGACAAGGAGAGUGAGACCCGGAAGUGGAUCCCAACAGCGCCCAUCGGUGAGCGUGAGGAUGUCGCUCAUGAUUUCCAGGAGAAGUCAGAGGCCUGGGAGAAAAGUGAGACUUGCGAGAACUUCAAGUCAAUCUUGCGCUCAGUGGUCAGUAACCAUGAAAUCGACAACAUCAUUGGAUUCGCAUGUGGAAGCAUUGCUCUGGAGGCCAACGAGCAAUGUGCUGUGCAAACUGCAUUGCUUCUCACUGUGAGGAACUGGCUGAAAGAGCGAGACCAAGAUAAACGCAUUCCAUGUUAUCUGCAGGAUCCGAUGAACACUGAUGUGGAUCGAGAGGUUCUUGCAGAUUGGGACGUUGAGAUACUCGAUGAUCCACGAGGCUGGCUCAAGGUUGACGAGAGAUCUGUUGUGCUCUCGGUAGCUCCCAAUGUGCCUGUCAAGGAGAUAAUUGCGGACAUUGCUAGACCCGCCAUUGCGAUCUGGUUCAAGGUUCCAGACAAGGAUGAAUACUCAACGGAUCCCAGUACAUCCAGAGUGAGGACAAUGAUGGCCGAUUAUGAUAUUUUUGAAUUUGAACCGACUGUGGACGGACUUCAUGGUAAUGUGAUGAUCUAUAUCCGGAAGUCGGCGAUCCCUCCGAUUCCCAACGCGGAUGGGACAUUCUGGCCUUUGAAAAUUGAGGCUGGACAAGAAAUUACUGAAGGUGUUCCAAGUGAACAGUAA